This is a messenger RNA of Lactuca saligna, 588 nucleotides long. The record is from the annotation of a GenBank genome assembly. Lineage: Eukaryota; Viridiplantae; Streptophyta; Magnoliopsida; Asterales; Asteraceae.
AUGAACAAUGCAGAAACUGGUGAUAAUUCUGAGGGUAAUGAUGAAGAUGGAGAAUUAGAAGGGAAUGAAGAACAUAUUUUAGAUGAGAAAGGGAAAAAGGGUCAGAAUGUGAAUGAAAGAGGGAAAAGGAAGCUGACUAAUCCAGAUAUUUUUAGAUCACCUUUUGUGAAUAGGGUAAUUGACCUAAGUGAAAAAGUCACUACUAAGAAAGAGAUAAUGGCACAAAUCAUGUUUAGAUGCGUUGCAGACAAAGAUCCAAUGGAAAUGCUGUUUGAAACUAAGUCUGGAGACAUAAUGGAUAGGGUGCAUUUUGAGGGUAUGCGUCCAAAUCAUAAGAUACAUCCUUUCGUUAUUGAUUGUUGGGCUGUUGUUCUUAAUUUUGAAGAAGAAAACCUUAGAAACAAAAAAUCACCACCACGUGUCUUCUUCAACACUCAAAUUAUGAUAGAAAAUUUAUUGGAUUCUUUAAUACCUUUUGUUGAAAGAUCCCAACUUUUUAAUGAGGCUGUAAACAAUUACUUAUAUGACAUCAAAAGAAAAGUGGAUUUCAAUUCUAUAAUCUGGUAUGUAUUUUUGAUUACAAGAUAA